AUGGAUUUAUCAAAUUUGGAAUUGGUUGUUGAGGGUUGUGUGAAAUUGGUUAGGGAAAUUCUUCCGAAUGAAUUUAAUUCGGAAAAGAUUGAUGUGAUUAUUAAUAAUGCUGGAUUGGUAGUUUCAAAGGAAAAAACUCAAGCACAACAAGUUUCAACAACAUUUUCAGUGUGUCACUUGGGACACUUUCUCAUGAAUCACUUGCUGAAAGAUUAUUUGAAUGAAAACGCCAGAAUUAUUAUUGUUUCAUCAAAUGUGGCCAAGAUGAUGUUUCCAAAAUCGUUGAAACACUUGGAAGAUAUCAAGUGGAUGGACAUGAUUCAAAAGGAACAAUCCUAUAAGACCACAACACCUACCUAUGCCUACAACAAACUAUUCUGCACCAUGCAUGGAUUGAAUUUGCAUCAGAAAUGGGUCAUUGAGGAAAAUAAGAAAUUGGCAGUGAAUAUGCUUCAUCCUGGCACGAUGAUGACCAAUCUUCCAGAGAAGGCACUCGAUAAUGAAAGAGAUUCACUACUUGGAUGGCUUAAAUACGGUGCUUAUAAAAUGGUUCAUGCAUUCCAAGGGAUUCCAAUUGCUAAAGGAGCCUUUAAUGAACUGAGAUUGGCAGUUGAUCCAGCCAUUACCUGCUCUGGUGUCUAUUUUUCAGAAGAUAAGGAAGAUAUGGAUCAUCCAAUAGCAUAUAUUAAGGAAGAACGAGAAAAAUUAUGGGAAUUGAGCAUGAAAUUAUGUUCUCCAUUCUUUGAACAAUUUAACAACAACAACAAGAUGGAAAAUCAGCCAUCAGUACAACAAUCUCAAAUAUCUGAUAACAUUGUCAUUAAUGAACAGCAAAUAUCACAAUCACCUCCACAAACAGCAAGUGAACAAGAGUUGGAAAUAUCCGAAUCAAAGAGCUCUAAAGAAGAAAUAGAGUAA
Naegleria gruberi is the source of this 918-nucleotide messenger RNA. RefSeq lists its product as uncharacterized. The coding region runs from base 1 to 918 and encodes 305 amino acids. Lineage: Eukaryota; Heterolobosea; Eutetramitea; Acrasida; Naegleriidae. The record is from RefSeq and is a predicted model, not a curated record. The transcript has a single exon.